Messenger RNA from Cyphellophora europaea CBS 101466, 633 nucleotides. RefSeq lists its product as uncharacterized. The coding region runs from base 1 to 633 and encodes 210 amino acids. NCBI's taxonomy places the organism in Eukaryota, Fungi, Ascomycota, Eurotiomycetes, Chaetothyriales, Cyphellophoraceae. The transcript has a single exon. The record is from RefSeq and is a predicted model, not a curated record.
AUGAAUCAUAGUACUGACGUUUCACCAGCUCGAGCAAAGGGGACUUUUGAAUUAGGAUCUUCAUGGCAGAGUGAGGACGAAUCAAAUGAAGAGAAGCCUGACCUCCCUCGGAGUUUUACGGGGUCUCUCGUUGAGCCGGGGUUUCGAAGUAAGUUCGUCGAACAGCGACAACUUUCGAUCGGAUCAAGCCUUCCGACCUCAGAAGCAAUUCGCAAAGUCCGAAGCUCUGUGCGUUUCGCAGACGAGGACGACAGCAUCCCUGCAGACAAGGGUAAGAGAGUAGAGCGGCCCGGUCUGGAUGAAGGUGAUGAUAGGGAAAAGCGCGGGCGGUCGAACAGCCAAGUUCUCACCGAUAGCGACGGAUCAGAGGGCGCUCCCGAGCUUCAACGGGUGCACAGCCAGCUCAGCAUGCUCAUCAAGGACAAGAGGAAGCAGAGCGGCAGUCAAGACCUUGGGCCGUGCUCACAACCCGAGAGUGAAAGAGCUGCCGAAGCGCGUCGCAAGAGGGAGGAGCUACUCAAGCAAGGUCGACAAGCUGCUGCACCCAUCAUACCGACAUCGAGACCAGGGAGACCAAGCUAUGAUGACGAGGGUGGGAGAGAUCGCUCGCCCUCACCCAAUGCGACGUUUUAG